Messenger RNA from Salvia miltiorrhiza (redroot sage), 1865 nucleotides. Its product is annotated as probable WRKY transcription factor 32. The transcript is spliced from 5 exons. Gene Ontology annotation, biological process: regulation of DNA-templated transcription. Bases 107 to 1579 code for a protein of 490 amino acids. NCBI's taxonomy places the organism in Eukaryota, Viridiplantae, Streptophyta, Magnoliopsida, Lamiales, Lamiaceae. The record is from RefSeq and is a predicted model, not a curated record. Gene Ontology annotation, molecular function: sequence-specific DNA binding; DNA-binding transcription factor activity.
AAAAACGGUUCUUCAAAAAGAAUUGUGGAAAAGAAGAGCUUUUUAUUACCUGUUGAGAGUCGCAAAAGCACGCACCUCACACACUGACUCUGUGUGGGAAUCCGCCAUGGAAGGAGCGAAUAAUCGGAGCUCCGACGCUCUUCGGGAGAAGGUGAGCGAGGAUUCGGAGCCGUCGGAGGAGAGAGGAGUGGAGAAUCGAGACGGAAAAGCUGAGAAAAUUGAUGAACAGAGUCGAGUGAGCAGUGGUAGCACCAGUGAUUAUGCACUCGGGAACAGUUCUAGAGGAGAAUCGAAAGCUUCUCAAUUACAAACCCUAGCCUCUGUCGAGCUGCCCGUCGCUGAUUUCCGAGCCGAUUUUGAUGAUUCAUCCGAUCAUCUAUCCGAGGUUCCAGUGGAGUACUCGCUGCAGCCGGUACCGUCGGGGGAAGACAUGAAGUUCUUACCUCAGGAUCAUGUAAAAUCAGUGAAAAAGAUAGUGCCGAAGGAUAUAGGUGGUAAAAGCAGUGCAUCUGCUACAAAGUCCAGUUCCUCUAUUGCAAGUUCAAACCCACCGGAACAAAAAUUACGACCAGUAGAGAAUGGGAGCAAUCUGUGCAUUCCAGAACAGGACAAGCAGAAUCCGAAACGUUUGUCCAUUGUGCCUACGCCAAGAACUCCUUCUGAUGGGUACAACUGGCGCAAGUAUGGUCAAAAGCAAGUGAAGAGUCCAGAAGGUUCUCGGAGCUAUUACAGAUGCACAUUUUCAGACUGCUGUGCCAAGAAGAUUGAAUGUUGUGAUAUCUCUAACCGUCUAAUAGAAACUGUCUAUAGAAGCCAUCACAAUCACGAUCCUCCCCAGAAAUUAAAUAGCACUAGAGAAAAUAAGCCUUCAUUAUCAAGUCCACCCGUCAAUGGGAGUAAUGAUCCAAGUCAUCUAGUUAGACAUGUAAAUGAUCCGGUGCCAUCUACUCCAUCCAAAGAACAUGUAGUUGCUCUUGAUGAGAAACCUGAAACUAAACAGGAGUCAAGUGGUUCUGAUGAGACCACUGUAGCUGAUACAAAAGAGCUGUAUGGUGAUGGGCCUGAAUCAAAGAAAAGGCAAAAGAGAAAUUCCACAGGUGAAGUUGAAUCCCUUCCUAAACCCGGAAAGAAGCCUAAAUAUGUUGUUCAUGCAGCUGGUGAUGUGGGAAUAUCAGGAGAUGGCUACAGAUGGCGCAAGUAUGGGCAGAAAAUGGUGAAGGGGAAUCCUCAUCCAAGGAACUACUAUAGAUGCACUUCGGCUGGCUGUCCUGUUCGAAAGCACAUUGAAAGGGCAGUUGAUAACUCCAGUGCUGUAGUAAUAACAUACAAGGGAAUUCAUGAUCAUGAUACGCCAGUACCAAGGAAGCGUCACGGACCAAAAGGUGGCAUUGCAGCUGCUACUUCUCCCGUCUCUUUAAACGAUAUGCAAAGUAAAAGCAAACUGCACAAGACUCAGCAAACCCAAUGGUCAGUGGACAAAGAAGGCGAAUUGACGGGCGAGGCUCUUGUUGGCGGGGAUAAAGCAUCAGAAUCAGCAAGAACACUUUUGAGUGUUGGCUUUGAAAUAAAGCCUUGUUGAAACCUAAACACCCGUGGCUGCGCCGCACCGGGAAAAGCCAAAUAGCGGUGCGCAUUUCCUGAUCAAUUUAUUUUCUAAUAACACAGUUGAUUUCUUCUUUUCUUCUACUUUCCCUCCUUUCCUAUCUUUGUAUGUUAUAUUUGUUGUAGUCUUAUGUUAGUCUUCAGCUUGUGUGGUGAUUUCUAUAUGAAGAACUGAGUAAUAAUAAUAGGUUGAUUGUAGUUGUAGCCUGUAAUAUUAAUGGGAGUAAUUUUAUGUAAAAUUAUUGUUGAUUUAAUGAAUCAAA